GGUUGCCAUGACACUGAACGCCUCUGCCUGACAGCGGCCUACACUGAGAAGACUUGCUCGUGAUUGUACGGGAACCGGCACCAUGUCUUACCGUGACCUGAGAAAUUUUACCGAGAUGAUGCGUGCGCUUGGAUACUCGCGACUCAUCUCCAUGGAAAAUUUCCGCACUCCCAAUUUUCCCUUGGUCUCCGAGGUGCUUAUCUGGCUGGUGAAACGAUACGAGCCUCAGACCGAUAUCCCAGUGGAUGUGGACACAGAACAAGACCGCGUUUUCUUUAUUAAGGCGGUGGCUCAGUUCAUGGCCACUAAAGCACAUAUUAAGCUGAACACCAAGAAGCUUUACCAGGCGGAUGGGUACGCCGUAAAGGAGCUUCUGAAAAUCACCUCUGUGCUGUACAAUGCAAUGAAAACAAAAGGCUUGGAGAAUACUCAGCUCGAGGAGGAAGAAACAACCUCCUUCAAAUUUGAUUUGGGAUCCAAGAUUUCUGACUUGAAGACGGCCAGACAACUUGGGUCUGAUAUCACCUUGAAAGGAGCUUCUCUGUACGACCUGCUGGGCAGGGAGGCUGACCUAAGAGAGCUGAGAACAGCAGCCAUCGCUCGGCCUCUAGAGAUAAAUGAAGCAGAAAAGGUCCUGAGGGCGUCCAUCAAAGAAGUCCUGGAGCAAGUCCAGAAGAUGAAGGACUUUCUAAGUAAAGCCUCAUCUGACCAGGUGAACCUGGAGUCCAAAAUUGAGAAGCGCAAGCAAGAGCUGGAGAGGAAUCGGAAACGACUCCAAACUUUGCAGAGCGUCAGACCAGCCUUUAUGGAUGAGUAUGAAAAGAUCGAGGAAGAGCUGCAGAGACAGUAUGAGGUUUAUGUAGCAAAGUAUCGCAACCUGUGUUACCUGGAACAGCAGCUAGAAGAUCAUCACCGUAUAGAGCAAGAACGUUUUGAGGAAGCUGAGAACACGCUGCGUCUGAUGCAGAACAAGCUGAGAGAAGAGGAGAACAGGCUGCAGAAGGCCGGAAACAACAAUGAAGACACAGACAGUGAAAUCCAGGAUGAUGACGGCUCUGAAGAUAUGGAGGAUGAAGAGAGGCUGCCAGUGAAAGCCCGUGUCGGCCGUAACCUCGCUCUGCAAGGGAGAGGAGCACACAUUGUGGGCACGAUGCAAGGGGGUGAGAGCGAGGAUGAGGAUGACUCUGAUGAAAGCGAGAUAGACGUGGACGACGAUGAUGAGGAUGACGAUGAAGAUGAUGACUAUGAUGAGGACAUCAUGAGGGUGAGAGAUCAUAGCACAGAGAUAUCUCUUCGGAGACCCAACCGGCGCCCAAGAAAACCAGAGUCACUCGCAGAAAGCGACAAUGACUUCUAAAGAAGGUCCACACACAGGGUGGCAUAUCCCUCCCAAACAUUUCAUCCCUCCUUCAUUAAUACCUGACCUCCUAUUCAAUUAUAUCUUGUUUGCGGGACAAGCCGGUGAGCUGUUGGCCAGGAGAGAGCAUUUCUACGUGAGACAACAUACUUUUACAUCAGACGUUGCUUAUCUUCUUGGCAAAGUUUACUUUCUUCUUUUAUUUCUUGAAACAUUUUGUUCCCCCAACACUUCCUUGCUGUCAUUUUAUUAUAUGGACGUACAUCUAUACCUGUCUUCACCGGGUUUUCUCAUUCUUACCCCACCCGUUUUCCUAUUUCAAUGACAUCAUAUUACCAAUGACCAUUUCUGAUUGUUACUGUAAUUAGUAUCCAUGCUAAAAGAAA
Messenger RNA from Spea bombifrons (plains spadefoot toad), 1743 nucleotides. It is a transcript of the gene IFT38, whose product is annotated as clusterin associated protein 1. The transcript is spliced from 12 exons. The coding region runs from base 83 to 1357 and encodes 424 amino acids. NCBI's taxonomy places the organism in Eukaryota, Metazoa, Chordata, Amphibia, Anura, Pelobatidae. Gene Ontology annotation, biological process: cilium assembly. Gene Ontology annotation, cellular component: intraciliary transport particle B; centrosome; cilium. The record is from RefSeq and is a predicted model, not a curated record.